UCGCCGAUUGUGACGGCUGCGUGCGGCGCGCGCCGGUCGUACACUAUACAGACGCGACUGCUUGUAUGUGUUUGUGCGUGUGUUGUGCGAGAAACGCCGGUCAUGUGGAGUUGACCGUUAUUACUACGUGUGCAGCCCUUUGCUUCCAUAUCGCUCAGUGUGCUUGUGCCUGAGGGUGAUUCUGUCCAAACCUGUGCACCGAACGAAGACGUCUCUGUGCGAAUACACCUUGUAAGGAUCCAGCGGCGAGUCGAAGUGGUAACCGGAGGUCUGAAGAUAUACCAUGGCCCGACGCAGCUCAGCGGGAACCAAUCCCGUCUACUUCAUAAACGGCGGCACUAUGGGCCUCGACGACGAGGAGCGGCUGCUGCUGCUAGACCCGGGCACGGCCAGCGGUGCACGGCCCAGGCACCCCGGUUACGGAGCCAACUACAACGCAGCCAUGACAGCGGCCGGCGCCACAUCAUCGUCAGCGACCACAAGCAGCGCCAACGUCUCGGGUGCGGGGUGCAAGGACAAUGACAGGUGGCCUCGACCGAAGAAGGUCUCUUACUGGAAACUAUUUCGCUAUGCCACAGCGCAAGACAUCGUACUGCUGUUCCUGGGCACAGUCUUCGCAAUCCUCCACGGUGCGGGCUGGCCGCUAUUGGCUGUCGUGUUUGGUCACAUGACAAACGCCUUCAUCACCAGCAGCAGGCGGGCUUCUACGAUGGCAGCGACACCAACUUCACCACGCAGCCAGCCUCCUCAGACCUUCGGGGAGGCAAUACGACGCAGCGGGGGGCAGUCAAUGUUCGACCCCGUCACCGUCCUCGAGUACAACAUCACCAUGAACAAGUUCGCACUCACCUACGUCAUCAUUGCAGCAGUGGUCUUCGUGUCUUCAUUUAUACACGUGUGGUGCUGGACCCGAGCAUGCGAUCGUCAGCUGUACAGGCUGCGGCAAGAGCUCUUCUACUCGCUCCUUCGACAAGAUGCAGCCUGGUUUGACAGGCACCGCGUCAGUGAAGUUGCCUCGAGGAUGAACGAUGACAUGGAGCGUCUGCGUGAGGGAAUGGGUGACAAAAUGGGCCUCUUCAUCCACUACCUGUCCACCUUCGCGUCUGGCUUUGCCACAGGCUUCGUUGAAAGCUGGGAGCUCACUCUGGUCAUCAUGUCGGUCACACCACUGCUUGCCUUUGCCUCGGCAUUCCUGGGCAACAUGGUGUCCCAGUCGGCAGCCAAGGAGCAAGAAAAAUAUGCGCAAGCUGGAGCUGUGGCCCUGGAAGUACUGAGCAAGAUACGAACAGUGGCUGCCUUCUGUUCUCAAUAUAGCGAGUUGCAGCGGUACAUGACUGCUCUAGAAGCAGGCAAGACGGCUUCAAGGCGCAAAUACGUUGCUAUGGCAUUUGUUGGCCUCACAUUUGUCGUCCUGUACGGUGCCUAUGCACUCGCAUUCUGGUACAGCUCGCUUCUUGUAGCAGCUGCUAGGCUGGACCCUGGCAGGGCAUUUAUCGUAUUCUUUGCAGUCAUGGUGGGCUCAUUCUCAUUGGGAAAUGCUUUGCCGCAGCUGAAUGCCAUUGCCGUUGCACAAAUGGCAGCUGGGCGGGCAUUUGAAGUCAUUGACCGAAGGCCCGACAUCGACUCCUACUCUGAACUUGGGGUGCAGCUGAAACAAUUCACCUCUAACCUCGCUUUUAAGGACAUUUCCUUUUUUUAUCCGAGAUGUCCAGGCCACCUGGUGUUGCGAGACGUCAGCCUGGAAGCCAACGAAGGUCAAGUGGUGGCCAUCUGUGGGACGAGUGGCUCGGGGAAGAGCACGCUACUCAACCUGGUUGUGCGUUUCUACGAUCCCUGCUACGGCGAGAUUACUCUGGAUGGUGUGAACCUGAGGUCUUUGAGUGUGCGGUGGUUGCGUUCCAAGGUUAGCCUUGUGAGUGAGCGGCCGACUCUGUUCAACUACUCCAUCGCCGAGAACAUCCAGUUUGGCCAGGAGGACACCACGAUGAUCGAAGUUGUGGAGGCAGCCAAGCUGGUUGGCAUGCACGAGUUCGUCAUGAGCCUUCCCAAGGGUUAUGAGACUGAGAUUGGUGAGCAAGGCUGCCAGUUGAGCGAGGGUCAGCGUCAGCGGUUGGCCAUCGCUCGAGCGAUGGUCAAGACUCCCCGGGUUCUGCUUCUGGACAAUGCAACAGGUGCACUGGAUGGUGCCUCCGAAGCCCACCUUCUGCGCACCCUUGCCAAGGGCAGUCCUCGGCGCACGACAGUGGUGGUGACGCAGCGGCUGUCGACCUUGCGAGAGGCAGACACUGUGUACGUGAUGGACGAGGGCCACAUUGUGGAGCAGGGCAAGCAUGACGACCUGGUGGCGAAGAAAGGUUUCUACUUCCAGCUCAUGCUCGGCCAACUGACGGAAAAUGAAGACGCCGAGGCUCUCCCACCUCCACCCGUGUCCUGUCCUCCCGCCUCAAGACAGGACGAAGACGACGAGGAAGAACGGCUGCGAAAACGAAGGAAGGCCCUCCUCCUGGAGAGCAUCUCGCCGUUCGACCGCGAGUGCAGUCGUCUCGCCGAUGACUUCAUCAAGGAGGACGUUGAACUCCCGUCUGCCCGCAAGAUCCUUCAAAAAGCCAGGCCAGACUGUGGCUGGUUCUUCCUGGUGUCUCUGGCUUCUCUUGUUGUAGGAGCCUCCCUGCCCGUAUUUGCGGUCUUCUACAGUGAAAUAUUCAAUACAUUCACACUGGUUGGACAAGAGAUGCAAGAUGCUGCUUUCUUCUGGUCCAUGAUGUUCUUGGUACUGGCAGCUGCUAGUGGUCUUGGUCACUUUUUUAGGACACUGGGCGUGGGCAUUGCUGGCGAGAACUUGACGUUCCGGCUGCGGGUUGCCGUGCUGGCCAACAUCCUGCGGCAACACAUAGGCUGGUUUGACGAAGAGUCCCACUCAUCGGCCACGUUGGCCUCUCGGCUAGCAACUGAUGUUCCUGUUGUUAAAACUGCAGCAGGCUACCGCCUGGCAGUGAUGUUCACGGCGCUUGUAACGCUUGGAACGAGUUUGUCGCUGGCUUUUGCCUUUGGCUGGAAGCUGGCCCUUGCCCUGGUGGCCAUUGUGCCCAUCCUGGCACUGGCUGGUGGACUGCAGCUGCGUGUUGAAAAGGCCUCCCAACGUCGCGAUGCACACCUAAUGAUGCAUGCUGUUCAAGUUACCACAGAGAGCAUAGAGAAUAUCAGAGCUGUUCAAGAAUUAAACCUGGAGCCCACCUUCUUUGGGUUGUUUGUCAGCCAUCUACUGGUGCCACUUAUAGAAUCGCAGAAGCGGAGCAUCCUGUUUGCACUUGCCUUCGCCUUUUCACAAGGUGUGAUGUUCCUCGUGUACGGCUGUGCCUUUCGUCUGGGUGCCUUCCUAGUUACAAGGGGGGAAAUGGAAGCCACCAAUGUUUACAGGGUGUUCUUCACGAUGGCGUUCAGUGCUGUGUCUGUGGGCCAGUGGACUUCCAUGUUGCCAGACUACCUCAGGGCUAGGCUGUCCGCUGGCCUAGUCUUCAAUCUACUCGAAGCAGAGACUGAAAUCGAUGGUUACUCGGAUGGUGGCAUGAGGCCCGAAGUCAGCAGCCGGCUGUCCCUCAAGGGUGUCACCUUUGCCUACCCGAGCCGACCGCAAGUCACAGUGCUCCAAGGGCUUGACCUGGAGCUAAGCCCCGGAGAGAUGGUGGCACUGGUAGGUGCCAGUGGCUGUGGCAAGUCUACCGUGGUCGACAUUCUUCUGCGUUUCUACGAUCCCCAGUGUGGACAAGUGUACUUGGACGGAGUGGACGUGCGUGCGAUAAACGUGGGACACCUGCGGCAGUGCAUAGUGGCCUGCGAGCCGCGGCUGUCCCUGAUGGACCGCACGCUCGGAGAGAACGUGGUGUACGGCCUCGACCCUUCUUCCGGCGUGCCCAGCCAGGAAGAGCUGGAGGAGGCUGCCCGCAUGGCACGGCUGCACGAUUUCGUCAGCCAACUCCCCCUGGGCUACGAUACACCCUUGUGUAACUCAAGCAUGGCACAGCUGUCGGAAGGACAGAAGCAGCGGGUUGCGCUCGCACGGGCAUUUGUACGCAAGCCCGCCAUUCUUGUCUUGGAUGAGGCUACAUCAGCCCUGGAUGCUGAUGCUGAACAGGCUGUCUUGGAAGCCGUGAAGGAAAACCUGGGGGAACGCGCCUGCCUCUUUGUGAGCCACCGGCUGUCCGCCAUCAAAGUGGCGGACCGCAUCGCAGUCAUGGAGCACGGUACAAUCAUGGAGCAGGGAACACACGCGCAGCUCAUGCAAAUGCAGGGCGUAUAUCACAGGCUCGUAGAAAAAAGCCUCAUUUUAGCGUGACACAACGACAGGUCUAUACAAACGAUAGCAUACAUUACGCUUUUGUCACGUGAACCACUACCAAUCAUCAUCAUUUUUUGACGGAUGAAAGAGGGCUACCUUUUAUUUCCCCCAGCGAGACACUGCAUGAAAACAGGGUCCUCCACUGAACUGCAUUUUUCCAGGCAAGCAACACCUGCUGUAGAAGCUCCGUCUUCUAGUUAUUCUGGCUGGGCACAGAUUCAGUUGUCAUGCUGCACACGGUGGCAGCCUAGGAGUUCAGCGUGAGCUCAACCCUCAAAGCUGCACUGCAGCUUUUGCUAUUCUCUAGUGAUGCCGAUAGAGAAAAAUAUUGCCUCUGUCGUGGCAUCAUGCAAACGAGAAAACAUCAACGGCUUGUACAAAACGUUAAAAUUAUCUCAAGUGGGACAGAGUGGUGUAGCAUUAAUGUGAAAGCCUUAGAUGGCCUCGUCAAACGCAAAAAUUGACCGUCGGUGCCAGCGUCAACACGAGUGACGAAAAAAAUCGUCAUGAUGUCACAGAUCGCCAAAAUUUGUGAAGUCAUCGCGAUGUCGCUAUGACGUCACAUGAUUGCAUCAUCACAUGACAUCGUCACUUGGUCAAAUGUGGGCCGAUGAUGGAGACAUUGCAAAACCAUGUUAGGUGCAGAAAACUUUCGGUGAGGUGGGGGGGGUUGAGGAGGAUCAAUAUAUCGAUGGCUUUCGCCUUCAAGUUGUCUAAGGAGAAUGCAUAUAUAAGGGACACUGUGAGUUUUUUUGCAUUCACAUACUGCAUUCUUAGGGUGUCACUGAAUUAUACAUUUGAGGUUCCUUUGAAGUUGUAGGGACUCUGUGCCACUAAGAGCUCAUUAUGGGAGAAGUUAUGUGCACAAUCUUAUCAUUCGGUGAUUUCAAUGAGUUCCAUUGGUGAGCUGGUAAUUCCCAUAACACGGGUGCACUUUUCAACAACACCUUCUGUUCACCAGCUAGUAAGCACAGAGAACGUGGAUUUGAGUCUUGCAGUACGCUUCUGUUGACCGCAAGCUUUUGCACACCGUUACAGAUAUAUAAUUUUCUUCUGCUUUUAUUACACCUUGAAACCUUUGAGGAAGCAUUCCUGGCGUUUUAAAGUAUGUAUUGCAUAUCAUUGUUCAUGUUUCAGGAAUACUUUCAUUCACAAAAGUCAACAGUGUGCAAGUAUGUUAAGAGACAAACACUGUAUAAGCACAUCCUUUGGUCCGUACUUUCGUCACGUAUUUCUCUGGUUGUGUGGUGCACUUCCUGUUGUCCUUUUGACAUUCCAUACCUCUGGUUGGCUAGCGUGAAAGUUCUUUUAAUAUUACGGCACAUUGGAACCUACUGUAUACGUCAGGCCUAACUACCUGUAGUUCGCCUCGCGGACGCAAUUAAGACAGCUUGUAUACUUUUGACAAAGACUGUACAUUCAGUUGCUCAGUAAUGUGUCAUGGUCACGAUGACACCAAGAAUGUGACGUACAAUAAUUGCAGGAUUGUUUUAUCACCAGAUGCUCUAGCUUGUUACUAUAUGUGUUUGUGUUAUUAGAUGACAGCUUCUGCACAUUUGCUCAGUCUGAUGCUGGGUCCGCUGUGCGACAACACGUGCUCGUACAAUUCUUACGGCAUGGUAACACCGAACCUUUGCUGUGUCGCAAGGGAACCAUGUCAGCUACUAACACAGAACGUCAUUGCUAAACCACAUGUUGUAUUCAUUUAUAACUUGCCUGUGCUUUUACAGUGGAUGCAUCUUGUGAAAUAUUGUAUCACGGUGGCGUUAAUUUGUUUCAUUCUGUGACUUUAUCACUUCCCUCCACAUUCCAACCUCUCAUGACCUUGAAGCUUUCCACCUUCACUCUUGAAGUUUCCAGCUUUGCUGUUCUGUUUAACUCAGGUUUAUGGACGACACAUACCUAGGUGUGUUGAAGAUCUACCAGCUGAAAAGCUGUAAGCAAACAGCUGUCUUAACAAAAAUAAGACGUCUGCGGCCAUGCGAGAAUUCAUCCUUUUCUUUUAUUCUAUCAUGUUUUAGCGCCUGUUGCAGUUAGUGGCCAAUACUGGCAAAAAGAGAGGGUGUGGCAUCAUUCCAGUCAAUCCGAGCGCUUGAGAAUUAUACGACUUUGACAUUAUGACCGAAGGUCUAGGCAGUAAGCCUAGUUUGUGUGCAGGUUGUUGGUUUCACUGUUUUCCUAGUGUCAACAUGGUAAUCUUCAUAUUUUCACUGCAGUAUUGUAACUGAGGAGUGUGCAUUAUACAUACCAUACUUCACCAGCUUUCUGCGGAAGUGACGCAUGCUCGUUCUGAAGCGCAGUGUCAUAAGUGCGUCAGUAGCGUUACAUAUUGGGUGCAUGCCUACUCAUUAUCGCAGAAGAGCGCUACUCAUGGUUUGCUUUUCUUUGAUGUCAUAAGAAUGACUGUGCAACGUUUUCUGUAAUGCUGUCGUUGGCAGCUUCACUGCAUAACAUUGAACAAAGCACACGUGUCAUGUACAGGAUUUCUGUAUGUGUGUGAACGCUAUAUUUUUUUUUGCACUCAACAUUGCAUUGGAAAACAGUACUACGUGGUUGGCUCGAUAAGGUGUGCUAUGUGAAUGCAAAAUAGUAAAAAAAAAUUCCUACUUAAGUUAUGUAUUUUCGAGAUACGAAUAAAGUUGUGUGUUACAGAGA
This is a messenger RNA of Rhipicephalus sanguineus (brown dog tick), 6991 nucleotides long. RefSeq names its product ATP-dependent translocase ABCB1-like. Gene Ontology annotation, biological process: transmembrane transport. Gene Ontology annotation, cellular component: membrane. The record is from RefSeq and is a predicted model, not a curated record. Gene Ontology annotation, molecular function: ABC-type transporter activity; ATP binding; ATP hydrolysis activity. Lineage: Eukaryota; Metazoa; Arthropoda; Arachnida; Ixodida; Ixodidae.